Molecule: messenger RNA, 996 nt
Organism: Elaeis guineensis (African oil palm)
Lineage: Eukaryota; Viridiplantae; Streptophyta; Magnoliopsida; Arecales; Arecaceae
Molecular function (GO): calcium ion binding
Source: RefSeq, a predicted model, not a curated record
AUACCUCUCUCUUGCUUCCCUCGUAUCUCCCCCGAAUUUUUUAGUUUUUAAACCCUCCGCCCUUCUCGCCUCCUCUCUCUCUCUCUCUCUCUGUGUAUCUGAGCGUGUGUUUUCUCGCCUAUGGGGCAGGUAUUGGCCACCAUUCAGGAUAAAAUCCACGGGAGGCGGUGGAAGGAGAGGCAGAUACGGAAGAUAUCCGAUCAGGUCUUUGACCACAUCAGAGACGCCGACUCCACAUCGGACGGCGGCGGCGGCCUCUCUUUCGCGGAACUCUACAUCGCCGUCCUUCGCGUCUACAAUGAGAUCAACAAGCACUUGCCUGGGCCCCACCACGACCCUCCCUCAAGGGAGAAGUUGAAAGCCAUGAUACAGGAAUAUGAUAUUAAUCUUGAUGGGCUUCUUGACCGUGAAGAGUUUGCAGAAUUCAUUCGUGAAUUGACAGCUGAUACCAUAACUGCAGUCAGUCGGAAUCUGAUAAUUGCAUUGGUAGUGACUCCAACAGUGGCGCUGAUGGCCAAGAGAGCCACUGAAGGGGUGCCUGGUGUGGGCAAAGUAGUGCAGAGGCUGCCAAAUUCUGUGUAUGCCUCAAUUGUUGCCCUAGGGGUUGUGUUAGCCCAAAAAUCCGGUGAACGUUGUGAAUAACCUAGCUGGGAAUUGCACAAAUGUUUCUCAAAACUGAUUUGGUGCUUUUCUCUUUCUUUUGUAAAGGAUAACAUAUCUACUCAUGUCCGUCGUCAUUAUCAGAUAAUACAACAUUUGAAGACAUUAGCUGUUCAUCCUAGCUAUUUUUAGGUGAUCAAAGGAUUUAAAUAUUUAAUAUAUCUAGUGAUAUGCUAGGCUUCUGUAACGGGUUUAUGGUUUGGUAGAUGUUUUAAUCAUGCUACGAUUUUGUCCAUUUGUGCUGUACUUCUAGUCUCUAUUUUGCUUGAGCUGCUUUCUAUUGUAAACUUUCAACAAUUCCGAUGCCAGAAUAAAGAGGAAAUUGAGCUUUCCUUU